Messenger RNA from Cryptosporidium ubiquitum, 1521 nucleotides. Its product is annotated as WD repeats-containing protein. The record is from RefSeq and is a predicted model, not a curated record. Gene Ontology annotation, molecular function: protein binding. Bases 1 to 1521 code for a protein of 506 amino acids. Lineage: Eukaryota; Apicomplexa; Conoidasida; Eucoccidiorida; Cryptosporidiidae. The transcript is spliced from 2 exons.
AUGGCGACCAAAUCCAAGGUUAGAAAACAUGUUGAAGUUGGAGAAGACGAGCUUCCUAGCAAAUUCACUCCCAGCAAGACCAAAUCUGAAAUGUAUGAAAAACAAGAAGCACUGAUUAACGUUGAGGGAGAAUUUGCAGAAGAUAUUGAUGACGAAAUUGAAAGCGAAGAAGAAGUUAUAAGAGGAGAAACAGAAGAUGGUUCUGAAAUUGUGGAUGGAAUUGAUGAAGAUGUUGAGAUCGAAGAGCAUUACUGGCUUCCAGGUCAAGGCGACGAAAAUCAAGAAUUGGUAUAUGAGCCAAAGGCAUAUAAAAUGUAUCACAAAUGCUUAGUUGAAUGGAGUUGUUUAACACUGGAUAUUUUGCCUGAUAAACUUGGAGAUAACAGAACCCAGUUCCCACAUACAUGUUAUGUUGUUGCAGGAACACAAGCAAAUAUGGAGGAUAAUAAUCAUAUACUUUUAAUGAAAUGGUCUAGAAUGCACAAAACCAGAAGAGACAGAGACGAUAAUGACAACAGUGACUUUGAAUUUAGUGAUUCUGAUGAUUCGGAUGAUGAAAACUUUGCUGAUGAAGAUCCUAUUGUAAACGUUGAGGCAAUUUCUCACAAAGGAACAAUUAACCGUAUUAGAGUUUGUCCUCAACUUCCAAAUUUGGUUUCAACAUGGUCUGAGCUUGGAAAAGUUAGUAUGUGGGAUAUAUCGGAAUCCAUCAAUAGUUUAAACACUGAUCAAGGAAACUCCAAAGCGCUAAAACCAUCGAAUCUUGCAAAGAAAUCUACAAUUAAACCGAGGUAUACAUAUGAUGGUCACCUUGAUGAAGGAUUUUCAAUGGAUUGGAAUCCCAACAAAACUGCUCAGUUUGCUUCUGGAGAUAGGAAGGGGAAUAUAUGCUUUUGGCAACCUGUGCAAGGAGGUACCUGGAGUGUAAAUCCAAUCCAUGGAAACUUCCAAUCCAGUGUCGAAGCAAUACAAUGGAAACGUGACAAUAAUAGCAGUAGUAUUUUUGCAGCUGGGCUUGUUAAUUCCAAUAUAUGCAUUGUAGAUAUUAGAGGCGAGUCUGAUCAACUUACUAUCUAUAACUCACAUAACGGUGAUGUUAAUUGUAUUUCUUGGAAUCCUUUUUGCGAAAACCUUUUACUCAGUGGAAGUGAUGAUGCUACUAUUAAAUUAUGGGAUAUCCGUUCCACAAAAGAUCCACUUGAGACGUUCACCUUCCACAGAGAACCAAUUCUUUCUGUUGACUGGCAUCACCAAGAUCAAGAUGUUUUCCUUGCAGCUUCCUUAGAUAACUCCAUUAGUUUCUGGGAUAUUGCGAUUGAUGAUGAGGGUAUUGAAGAGGAUACUUCUGAUUCUAAGACCAACACCACUCUCAGCAGUAUACCAAAUAUUCCAAAGAAACUCCUCUUCUUGCAUAUGGGCCAAGAGCAUAUUGCGGAAGCGAAAUGGCACAAACAAAUCCCAAGCUUAACAAUUUCAACUGCUCAAGAUUCAUUCAACGUAUUUAUUCCAAGCAAUUUAUAA